Carassius carassius (crucian carp) is the source of this 980-nucleotide messenger RNA. RefSeq lists its product as uncharacterized. The transcript has 3 exons. The record is from RefSeq and is a predicted model, not a curated record. Lineage: Eukaryota; Metazoa; Chordata; Actinopteri; Cypriniformes; Cyprinidae. Bases 136 to 876 code for a protein of 246 amino acids.
AACUGAAGAAUCCUUAAGCAACUGCCUAUAGUUUUCCUAUAAAUGUCCUUGCUUAAAACUUAUUUAAUGUUUUUCUCGUUACUCACAACUCAGCACUGUUUCUCAUAACAGAUAGAAACUUCUUACAGAUGAAACAUGAAGUCAGUGAGACGAUCACAACUAUGCAAGGCAUUACUGGUUCCAACGAGUUUGCUCACCAUCCUACUUUAUCUGGGUGUUCAAAGCACUGAGAGGGAUGUGAACCCUGCAGCCCUUGCUAAUAUCUUCAAGUAUUUUGCUGACAAUGUCCAGCCAAAAACCCAACAGCAAAAAGAAGCUCAGUAUGCAAUAGCGAUCUCUGUUCUACGUGCUCAGUGCACAGACAUUCAUGCUGAUAUCCAGAACGUGUUCAGCAAUAAAGAUGCAAAGCAUGUGAAAGAUGAGCUCCGUAAAGAACAGAAAUGUGUACUCUGCACAGACUCACGCAACGUCAUUGCUGCAAGGCCAAAUCAUACCACAGAUGAACAUUCUGAGCAUGUUCUGCUCUAUCCUUUAGGGGAAUCUCCCAUGGAAAAACUUCUAGAGCAGGCAGAUCAGAGUAGCUGUGUAGUUUUCUAUUCUUACAACUCUCCUUGUGUGAACAGAUGCAUUCGUGGGAAAGACAAUAUUUUGAAUGGUCUUUUAAACUGGAUAAACUCAAGAAAAAAUGGAAUGAAUGCAUUUGUCUUCGAAGAGAUCUGGAAGAAGGGCAGCAAAAAUAAUCUGGAGGAGGAAUUUCUAAAGAUUAAUGCAAUAGUGCCUCUUUAUCGGUGUAAGAGAACCAGUGAUGGAAUGGAAUGUUGGAAAUGUGUGGAAAAUAACAAUGUGGCUACCUUCUGUCUGCCUGAAAAUAAAUAAGUAAUUUUCCUUUGCUAUGUAUAUAUUAUAAAACAUCUUCAUGUGUUUUGACGCUAAGCUGUGUAAGUGUGUGUAAACGAUGUUCGUACCACAAUGAAAAAAUA